AUGGCGAUGGAACAGCCACUACACCACGUUGGCGCGUCAUUCAGGCGCGAGACAGGAAAUUUUUUCGGCCGGCCCGUGCAAAAUACGGAGAAAAUACCCCCCAAAUCUGACCAAGUCCAUAACCUUACCCGUGCCAGCCGCUGCCCUCGCACCCCAUCCCUAUCCCCUCAUCCUCGCGCUCAAUCCAAGGCCCUGCCGCCAUCGCCGCCGUAUUCGCGCUGCACCCACGGUCCUGCUGUCGUCGCCGCCGUCCUCGUGCUCCGCCCGAGAUCCAGCCGCCAUCCUCGCGCUCCGCCCGGUAUACAGUCGCCGUUCUCGUGCUCCGCCUGUGAUCCAGCCGCCGUCCCCGUGCUCAGGGAUCCACCCCCAUCCCCGUCCUCCAGCACCCAACCUCGCCCGUCAUCUCCCUCGCGCUCCCCCUCGCCUCGGGCACCGGCCCUGCCACGAGCUCUCCAUCCGUGCUCCCCGUCCCUGCUGCCGCCGAUAGAGAUCCAUCCACGAGCUCUCCAUCCCGUUGCGCCCCUCCUGAAGCCAGCCGCCCUUUGCUGCAGAUCUCUGCACAAGACUCGUUUUUCCAAUAGGAAUCAGGAGUGGGUGUACAUGAUGGUGAGCUUGAAGGCAGUGAGUACGCGGUACUACCUGGCAAAUAGGACGAGGAGGUGGGCGAGCAUAGGGCGCCAAGAGCAAUUUGCAGUGAAAGAAGCAGCCUAAAACUGAUAAGAAGGCAACAUUUAUUUCUAUGAAGUAACGGUUAUUGUUGUAGAUCAAGGAUGACAAGAAAGCAACUAGUGUACCAGGAGGUGCAGGUACUACAACAUACUACAUGCAUUAAGUUUAUUGUUUCUCUCUUAGAAAUAUACAUAGAUCAUUUUGAGCCUUGACUAGAGUGCCAGAUUUCUGCCUGAACUUAUAGCAUUACUAGUUAACAUUUUGUAUCUUGUUGAUAAAAUUGAACUCCACAUACUGCAGUUUAUAAUUCAAAAUAUGAAAAUGACACAACAUGAUCUGAAGCGCACAUACAUUACUUAGGAGUUAACAUACACAUAUUAGUUUGGUGUUAUCCCUUUGGUGGUCACAAUCUGAAGAUAACAUGGCAUAAACUGAACUUCACAUACUACCGUUUAUUUGGUCAGAAGUUGUACAUUUUCGUUCUACUUCAUCAGAUAGCCUACAAACAAUUAUUUGUACAAUCAUUUUUAAACUUUGAAGAUCACAUCAGCUCACUUCCUAUUAAAACAAAUACAACGUCACAUUGGCUGAUCCUACUACAGUUUCUUGCAUGUAAGAUGUUGAAUAAAGCUUGUAGAUUUGACUGCCAUGGCGAAAUGCUUAUUCUAUGUAUAUGUAGAUAUGUCUGCAUGAUGAUUCCUUUAAGCAUUUUAUAAAUACUUCACCGCAUGUAUGACAGAACUAUGUUAUGUGUGUUAUGGACAUAUGUCAUAAAUACUUAUUUCUUAUGCUUCUCUUGGCUGCCAAUCGAGCUUGAAAGCACUUGAGCUGACUGCACUUUCUACCAAAUUCUUGUGGAGUAUUUUCAAGUAAUCUGCAACCUAGUACGCAUGGAUGUGAUGAUUUUGAAGUGUUAUGGAGCAUUUGGAUGUCUGCAGUAUUUUGGACCAGCCAACUCAAUUGUAAUCAUGAAUCUUAUGUGUGUUCUGGACCAUUUGGUGCUUAAGUGUUACGAAGUAGAAAUCUUGUGCUCAUGGAUGUCACUCAAGUGUUUUGGACCAUUUAGUGUUUGAACUAUUUUAGACCAGCAAAUAGGGGUCCUUUUAUGCGUCUUGUGUUUUCUGGAUGGUUGCCAAGAUGGCCAAACUUUGCUUUGUGAACAUUGACUUGUGUUUGAACAUGAGAACAAUAUAUAUAUAUAUAUGUGUGUGUAUUUUUGUUACCA
This is a messenger RNA of Triticum urartu, 1894 nucleotides long. The record is from RefSeq and is a predicted model, not a curated record. Lineage: Eukaryota; Viridiplantae; Streptophyta; Magnoliopsida; Poales; Poaceae.